Gastrolobium bilobum is the source of this 1350-nucleotide messenger RNA. RefSeq lists its product as uncharacterized. NCBI's taxonomy places the organism in Eukaryota, Viridiplantae, Streptophyta, Magnoliopsida, Fabales, Fabaceae. The record is from RefSeq and is a predicted model, not a curated record. The transcript is spliced from 7 exons. Bases 1 to 1350 code for a protein of 449 amino acids.
AUGCCUCGGAAACCACGAUUUAGUAUGAGGCCUCUAUCUACACCAAGAAAUGUCCCUAGUGUUUCUGCAGGGACUAAUACUGUAAGUGGAGCAGCACAUAGUGCUCCUAUUUUGACCUCAGGUCCAUCCAAUUUAGGCAACGGAUUACACCAUUCUCUUGGUGAGGAUGUUGGGAAUUUGCAACCACCAAGUCCUUCGGUGCAAGCUACCGUACCAUCCCAACCACAAGAACCUGCCAGUGAAUCCCAACCGUCAGCUUCUAAGAAAAAAAACCCAACCUACUGGAUUGUGAAUGUCAUAGAUGAUCAAGGAGUAACGCGGGAGAGGCGAGUGCGAGUUCAAGAUGUAUUUGUGCUUCCUGACAACCAUAGAAUUAUGCUGGAGUGGAAUAACAGAGGCCAACCAAUUGGAAAUUCUGGUGGUCUGUAUGGUUAUUUUUCAGGUGCAGUUGCAGCUGAUUGUAAAACUUUGCCAAUCAAUUAUAAAAAAUGGCCUACGGUUCCAGAUUAUCACAAGACUCUGGGUAAGUUUGAUGUCAGCAUUAAUGAGCAUGAAAAAUGGAUCAUGAUGGAUGUUGGAAAGAAAUGGAAAGAUAACCGAGCAAGGUUGUGGGGCAUGUUUCAAAGGAGUGGCUUGACCUUUGAACAAGGUGUUGAGCGUUGCCCAAAUGGUAUUCCAAGAGAACAGUGGGCUUCUUUUUUGCAAUACAAAAUGGAUGACGAAACAAAGAAAAUUGCUGAAAAGAAUAUUGCAAAUAGGGGUAAACAAUCAAUCCCACAUACUUUAGGAACGAAAUCAAUUGCUAGAAGAAGAAGAGAAAUGGAAAUUCAAUUGGGUCACCCUAUCACUAGAGCACAAAUGUACGCUGAAUCACACAAAAAGAAGGAUGGUACACUUGUCAAUGAAGAGGCUAGACACAAAAAUGAACAAUUAUUAGCUGCUCAAAAUGAUGGAAGGACUGCGGAAGAAGCUUAUGUCCAUGUUUUCGGGAAAGAGCAUCCAGGACGUGUACGGGGAAUGGGAUUUGGUGUCUGUCCUUCCCAAGUUCUUGGUUCCAGUUUUGUUGGUUCUAGCUCAACAGCCUCACCAAAUGAAAUUAAGGAGUUGAAAUCUGAAAUUGAAUCACUAAAGGAAACAGUUGCAAACUUGGUUCGAAGCUUUGGAGGCCAAAUGCCGUCUAAUCUUGCACCUAAUGAACCUCAUCAGACUCCAAAUUUGGAAUCCCCCAUCGGUAAUAGAAGGUCUUCAUCAGCCAGCUAUGACCCAAAUAUUCACAGACCAUCCACACAUGGACAAAAUGAAGGAUUAGUAACUCCACUUGAUGAUGACCUUUUCAUGGAUGACAUUUGA